ACAUUACAUUUCGUCAUGAGAAGGAAUAGCACUGCAUUGUCAAUUAGAAACAAUCCUGCUUCUGUGCAGUUUAUUUUAGGCUAUUUCUUUGUGUUUAGUUCAGCCGUGGAAUAUAUAAUGACUUGGGGACGUUUAUCAAUUUAUUUUUUUCUCUUGCUUCUGUACUCGUAAAUAACUUCAUCCCCGCUCUAUACUUUUUAGAGACUCUACUUUCUCUCCCAGCAUUCCUAGCUAACCAAUAUGGUGACUUCCAGUUCUGAAGGCAUGGAGUUAGUUGAUUUGUGUAUUUCUUUGCGACUGCCUGUAGUUAUUUGUUAGGUUUUCGUUUGACGGCUGUGUGGUGGCAGAGUCGCAGAAUUGGGCAUGGGCUUGAUGUUUUGUGGCAGGCUGUUAGGCUGUAGUCUGCGAAUAACUACCACUUUUUACAAGCCAGUUUCGUCUUUAUCUUUGCCUAAAAUAAGUGCAUCCAGGGGCCACUCAUUUGUACCAGUUUCCUUCUAUAAUCAUGAUUCUGCUUUGGACUACAUGUUUGGAGCUGUUGAGAAACCCAAGGAGGACAAGGCUGGCCAUCAUGCUGCUAUUCCACCACACAGAGUUGAUCAAGAAAUUCUGCUAACCACGCAGCCAGCCCAGCCUGAGAAUGCGAGAAUCCUGAAGGUUGCUAUAAUUGGAGCACCAAACAGUGGCAAAUCUACCUUGUCCAACCAGCUUCUAGGCAGAAAGAUUUUCCCAGUUUCCAAAAAGGUUCACACAACACGCUGCCUGGCUCAGGGUGUGAUUUCUGAAGAUGAAACACAAAUUAUUCUGCUAGAUACACCUGGACUCACUAGCCCGUCUAAAGGAAAAAGACAUCACUUAGAAAGAUCCCUAAUAAAUGACCCAUUGACGUCGAUGCAAAGAGCUGAUUUUGUUCUUGUGAUGGUAGAUGUUUCCGAUCACUGGACACGGAGCCACCUCAGCUAUGAUGUACUAAAGUGCCUUGCUCAGAAUAUACAUCUCCCAGCUGCCCUCAUCUUAAAUAAGGUGGAUUUGUUAAAGAAUAAAGGUCUCUUACUGGCUCUUACAGUGGAACUAACAGAGGGCUUUGUCAAUGGGAAAAAACUGAAAGUAAAAUCAAGGUUGAAGAAGCCAGAGAACUCAGCAGACUGCCCGAAGAAAAUUCUGAAAGUUCCUGCAGCAAAUGCUGCAGAGAGGUUUGCACAUGAGGGUAAGCUAGUGGUUGACUCCGAAAGCAGCUCCUUUAAGCUUAACAGUGAUACAGAUGAAGAACUGCGAAAUGUGCUACCAACUUCAGGCUCAGCAGAGUAUGAUUCAAAACUCAAUACAGCAUCACAAGAUCUGGCUCUAUCUAAGCGUCUGAAGAGCAUGAAAGGGUGGCCUUACUUUCGAGAAGUCUUCAUGUUAUCAGCUAUAAAUGGGGAUGAGGUGGAGACACUAAAGAGAUUUCUGGCUAAACAAGCAAAACCAGGUCCUUGGGUCUUCCACAGCGAAGUGGUGACUGACCAGCUGCCACAGGAAAUUUGUGAAAACAUAAUUAGAGAGAAGCUGCUGGAGUAUUUACCACAGGAAGUGCCCUACAGUGUAACACAGAGCACAGAACAGUGGGAAGAGGGAAAGAGCGGAGAACUCCUGAUCGUACAGAAACUUUUGGUGGUGAAAGAAAACCAUGCUAAAAUGCUUAUUGGUCCUGGAGGUCACCUGAUUAAAAGAAUUGCUCAGGAGGCUGGAAUAGACCUGAUGAAUGCCUUUAUGCGUGAUGUAAAACUGAACCUUUCUGUAAACGUAAAGAAGUGUGCUCACUAGACACUGAUGGUUUGCCCCAGACAGUAAAGAGAACCAGACUUUACCAGCAACUGCUUUCACUGAUGUCAUCCAUCUGAAUUUUAAGUACUCCCACAUUGGCACAGAGUUAUGUAAAGUACAGCUGUCUUCCUUGUGUAAUAUGACCUGGGAACAAAGUGUGUCAGACAGAAGAGAGUCUCAACUCUGUAUCUCGGAGUGCAGUAAGCAUGCUAUUCUCCCUUACCUGCACCUUUUGAUUAUGAACAUUGACCCUGCGGUAUUGCAGCGUGUUAGACUUUCUUAAUUCAUUGUGUAUAUAAGUCAUUUUAACAUACGUACGCAAUAUCUUUGUAUAUAUAUUUCAUUUGUGUUAUAAUUUUGUCUUUACAUACUGUACAGUCAGCGGUGGCUAUAUCUGAAAGGGUCAUCUCUGAUAAACUGACCUACACAAUUAGUUAAAUAAAGAAAGAAAAUGUAUUGCUUUUA
Messenger RNA from Protopterus annectens (West African lungfish), 2268 nucleotides. RefSeq names its product Era like 12S mitochondrial rRNA chaperone 1 (gene ERAL1). Gene Ontology annotation, cellular component: mitochondrial matrix. NCBI's taxonomy places the organism in Eukaryota, Metazoa, Chordata, Ceratodontiformes, Protopteridae. Gene Ontology annotation, molecular function: rRNA binding; ribosomal small subunit binding; GTP binding. The transcript is spliced from 11 exons. The record is from RefSeq and is a predicted model, not a curated record. Bases 364 to 1803 code for a protein of 479 amino acids. Gene Ontology annotation, biological process: ribosomal small subunit assembly.